Suillus discolor is the source of this 222-nucleotide messenger RNA. RefSeq lists its product as uncharacterized. The annotation marks the transcript as partial. The record is from RefSeq and is a predicted model, not a curated record. The transcript has a single exon. Lineage: Eukaryota; Fungi; Basidiomycota; Agaricomycetes; Boletales; Suillaceae.
CCGCUCGACCUCAAGAAGUUCACUCACUGUUUCCUAAUUCCAUAUGUUGCUACUCGUGCAAUUGCUCAUCGACUCAAUGUCAGUACAGCGGAGGCUCACACAAUUCUCUUGGAAAGCAGACCGGCUGGGAUUCAACUGCAUCCUGCACUAGACUCUGACAAAGAACUGGACCGGAUCUGCAGGUCAAACAUUCAGCGCUCUAAGUCAAACACAAUCAUCAUU